GGCACAAAUUAUCAUGACCCUUUAUUAAAUCCUUCAAAAAAAAACACAUCAUUUAUUUUCCGAUAACAGUCCCUUUCUUUUCUUCUUUACACAACCACACCAUAAAUUUAAGAUACACACACGCAAGAGAAAUUAUGGUAAAGUUUGAUUAAAUUAAUCCAUUAGCUUGUCUUGAAAGUGUUUAAUGCUAUAUUGUAAGGGUUGAAGCAUCCCUUGUACUUCAUCACUAGUUAAUAUAUUAAUUUCAUUUUCUUAUAAAAAAAAAAAAGAGGCAAGGGACCCCUUGGUAAUUCACACAUAUGUUUUCUUUCUUUUUGAUAAUUUAUUAUUUUUUUUGUUAAAUAUAUUUUUAAUUCUUCUAAAUAUAUCAACUUUUAUUUUUAAAUUUUCUAAAAAGAAUUUAAACUUUAAUCCCGUAAAUUUUAAAUUUUUCAUUUUAUCCUCUGUUUUUUAUGACAUAUAGUUUGAUGAUUUAAUUAUUUAAUAAUUUUAUUUUUUAGUUUAAAUUUAUAGAUAAAUUAAUGAAGAUUAAAAAUUAAGUAUUUAAGGUUGUAUUCCCUUUUUGGGUUGGCUUUUACACUUUUUGUUUGCUUAAAAAAAAUUGAGUAUUUAAAUUAUUAAACUAAUGAUAUUUUAGAGUCUUAUAUAUCAAUGAGUAUGUUAUAAAAAAAUAUCACUUGGAGCAUGCGACAUAAACUUUUACAAAAAUAAGAGAUUAAAAUUGAAAAUAAAAAGUUUAGAGAGGAACUAAAGUUUGAAGUAAAUUUUUAGGAGGACUAAAAUAUAUUUAUUCCUUCUAAAAGUGAAAAUUGGUAUCUUUAGAAGGACAAAAAUAUAUUUAAUCUUUUUCUUUCUAAGACAUUUUUUUUGGCACAUUUUAUUAUUGACAUGUGUAGCUCUAUCCACGUGUCUUAUAUGUUUCCAUUCAUCUCCUAGACUAGAUUUCAGCUUGUUAUUCACAAAAUCAUAUAUAUAGCUUUGCAUUCUCCUCCCUAGCUUCUCAAUUGAUCAACUAAAUAACAGCUACCUUUCACUAACCAUACACACACAUUUCAUCUCUUGGUUGCUUUGUUAAAAAUCACUAUGUCAUGUAGAUGCUUAGAAACAUGUUUAUGAAUCAUCCUUUGAUGAUGUUUAUUUUGUGUUCAAAGUAAACAAAAUUAGCUUCAACUAACCAACCUAAGUAACCUUGUCGGUUGUGUAGUCUACACAAGUCUUUCUCAAGACAAAUACCAUUGGUUUGGCCAAAUCACUACUCUCUCAUCUUCCAUUGGUAGAUCUUAUUUUCCUUUCAAAAUAAUCUCUUAUUGGUAUAUAUAAUUUUCAUCUUUUCUUCUCCUUUUCAAAAUCUCAAAUAGAGAACCCUUUUGUUACCAAUCAAUCAAAAUGCUUUAUUACUUUCUUAUAUCUUUUGUUUCCUUUGUUAUGAUCCUUUCAAAAUCUUUUACAAAUAAACCAAUUUCAUCAAAUGGGACAAAACUAGUUUUUUCAAAUGUGUUUUUUGAAAAGCUUUUAAGUUUUCUAGCUUCUAGGUUCAAAAUAAGAACUAGUUUUUUUCAAUUUUUUCUUGGCAUGCAAUUAUCAAACAAGAGUUUAGCUUCAAAAUUUGAGCAUGGAGAAGAAGAGGUAGAGAAAGUUUCUCUCUUGGAUUUGCAUGAUUUACCAUUAGAUUGUAUACUUGAAAAACUUUCACCAAGUGAAUUAUGCAAUGUGGCAAAAGUGUGUAAAUCUCUUAGAAAAAAAUGUAGAAGUGAUUAUUUAUGGGAGAAACAUAUGAAGAUUAAAUGGAGUAAAGUUUUUGGUGAUGCUGCUUAUAGAGAAUGGAAAUGUUAUGUAGCUUCAAGAAACAUAGACAAGAGUUCAAAUCAACACAAAAAUCAGAAAACAAUACUUGAUUUUCUUCAUGGUUUUGUUCCUUUUUUUUGGAUUAAAUCAAAAUCAGAAAAUUAUAUCAAGUCAAGGCUAGAUGAUUCAAUUGCUGCACUUUAUCUUUCUCUUGAGAAUGGAAAAUUUUGGUUCCCUGCUCAAGUUUAUAACCGUGAGAAUGGACAUGCUGGAUUCAUGCUUUCAUGUUAUGAUGCUCAACUUUGCUAUGACUCUAGAAUAGAUACUUUUCAAGCAAGGUAUUCACCUAAUGGGAGAUGGACAAUUGAGGAAAACAUAAAAUGGGAGAGGCUAAGAGUGCCACCUAUUGAUUCUCCUUCACAUGUUCUUCAUAUUUCUGAUUGCUUAGAUGAUUUAAGGCCUGGAGAUCAUGUUGAAAUUCAAUGGAGAAGAAACAAGGAAUUCCCUUAUGGUUGGUGGUAUAGUAUCAUUGGUCAUUUGGAAACAUGUCAAGAGCAAGGGAACCAUUGCCAAUGUCACAAUAAAGAUACAGUGAUUUUGGAGUUCACACAAUACACAGUUGGUUCAAGAUGGAGACAAACAAUGAUAAACAGAAAGAAUCAUAGAGAACAAGGAAAUGAAAUAGAAGGUUUCUAUGGAGGAAUUAGAAAGUUGCAUAGCAAAGAGGAAAUUACAAGGUGGAAGAAACUUUGGCCAACAAAAACUGUGGAAUAGCAUGUUU
Molecule: messenger RNA, 2566 nt
Organism: Trifolium pratense (red clover)
Lineage: Eukaryota; Viridiplantae; Streptophyta; Magnoliopsida; Fabales; Fabaceae
Product: F-box protein At2g26850-like
Exons: 5
Coding region: 1387-2559 (390 amino acids)
Molecular function (GO): protein binding
Source: RefSeq, a predicted model, not a curated record